AUGCCUGAAAAUAAGAAGAGUGGAAUAAGAAUACGCUACGUGAAGAACAUUUUGAAUGAGCCAUUUGAGAAGAAGGAGAGAAGAGCACCGCUGAGUGCGUAUGAGAAGCUGAUGAAGAGAGCUGAGAAGGAGUCAGAGGAGGAUGAGCACGACAGUCUCGAAAGAAUGGAGAGAAUGGUAGCACAUGAGUUCAAAACUGUUGAGAAUUCGUCUCGAAUAAAUUUAACAGGUGAAUUUGAGGACAAGGUGAAACCAGUCAAAAUGGGUUGGAUGAAGCGUAUUGUGAAACUGAUGAAGAGGAAGAAGGUUGAGGAAGAGCAAGCGAGUGAAGACAGGACACUGUUGGAAGGUGUACCAUACGAAAAUGUAGAUGUAAAUAAGAAUAGAAGCAAAAUGAGUAGAAUAGGGAAGUGUGUCCAGGUUGUAGUGAAUAAGAGUGUGAAACAGACGUGUAAAAUAGCAAAGAGCAUCUCAAGAAAGAUGAAGCAGUGA
Enterospora canceri is the source of this 492-nucleotide messenger RNA. Lineage: Eukaryota; Fungi; Microsporidia; Enterocytozoonidae. The record is from the annotation of a GenBank genome assembly.